Messenger RNA from Tinamus guttatus (white-throated tinamou), 1741 nucleotides. It is a transcript of the gene ARRDC3, whose product is annotated as arrestin domain containing 3. The record is from RefSeq and is a predicted model, not a curated record. Gene Ontology annotation, biological process: protein transport. NCBI's taxonomy places the organism in Eukaryota, Metazoa, Chordata, Aves, Tinamiformes, Tinamidae. Gene Ontology annotation, cellular component: cytoplasm; endosome; plasma membrane.
UUUUUUCUAACAGUAUAUUUUUGUACACUUUCUUAUUAAAAAAAUGGUGCUGGGGAAGGUGAAGAGUUUGACAAUAAGCUUUGACUGUCUCAAUGACAGCAAUGUCCCCGUCUAUUCUAGCGGGGACACAGUCUCAGGAAGGGUCAAUUUAGAAGUUACUGGGGAAAUCAGAGUAAAAUCGCUUAAAAUUCAUGCAAGAGGACAUGCAAAAGUACGUUGGACUGAAUCUAGAAAUGCUGGAUCCAACACUGCCUAUACACAGAAUUACACUGAAGAAGUAGAAUAUUUCAACCAUAAGGACAUCCUCAUUGGGCAAGAAAGAGAUGAUGACAAUUCCGAAGAAGGCCUUCACAUCAUUCAUUCAGGAAGGCAUGAAUAUGCAUUCAGCUUUGAGCUUCCACAGACACCACUUGCUACCUCAUUCGAAGGCAGACAUGGCAGUGUGCGCUAUUGGGUGAAAGCUGAAUUGCAUAGGCCUUGGCUUCUACCAGUAAAAUUAAAGAAGGAAUUUACAGUCUUUGAACAUAUAGAUAUCAACACUCCUUCAUUACUGUCACCCCAAGCAGGCACAAAAGAAAAGACUCUCUGUUGUUGGUUUUGUACCUCAGGCCCAAUAUCCUUAAGUGCCAAAAUUGAAAGGAAGGGCUAUACCCCAGGUGAAUCAAUUCAGAUCUUUGCUGAGAUUGAGAACUGCUCUUCCCGUAUGGUGGUGCCAAAGGCAGCCAUUUACCAAACACAGGCAUUCCAUGCCAAAGGGAAAAUGAAGGAAGUGAAACAGCUUGUUGCCAGCCUGCGUGGGGAGUCCCUGUCGUCUGGCAAAACAGAAACCUGGAAUGGCAAAGUGUUGAAAAUUCCACCCGUUUCCCCUUCCAUCCUCGACUGUAGUAUAAUCCGCGUGGAGUAUUCGCUGAUGGUGUAUGUUGAUAUUCCAGGAGCCAUGGAUUUAUUCCUUAAUUUACCACUGGUCAUUGGUACCAUUCCUCUCCAUCCAUUUGGUAGCAGAACAUCAAGUGUGAGCAGCCAGUGUAGCAUGAACAUGAAUUGGCUUGGUCUGACCUUGCCUGAAAGACCAGAAGCACCUCCGAGCUAUGCAGAAGUGGUCACAGAGGAGCAGAGGCAGUCCAGCCUGGCGCCCAUAGCCGCCUGCGAUGACUUUGAGCGCGCGCUCCAGGGACCAUUAUUUGCAUACAUCCAGGAGUUCCGCUUCCUGCCUCCCCCACUCUAUUCAGAGAUUGACCCCAACCCAGAUCAGCCCACAGAUGACAGACCAUCCUGCCCCUCUCGCUGAAGGAAUCCAUGCUAAGCUGACUCGACUUGGGUUUUGAAUCGUGCAUACCGUGUUGAAGAUCGAGGCGUCGUAGUGGAGACCCACUUUCCAAGGAAAGUGGUGGUGUUCUCGCCUAGAUGGUGAACAAAUGAAAAAAACCUGUGAUCAUGCUUAGAAGCCUACAGCAACAUCAUAGGACUGCUCCACAUGCUUGAAGAUCUGAGCUUUUUUCCCCCCCUUAAAUACUGGCACAUACUAGGAGCAGCCUUACUAGCCUGCUAGUCAUGUGUGUCAAACACUCGCCACGUUGUAAGAGAGGGAUGGCUUCCUGUAAUGAUUUGAAAAUUUGCACAUGCUCAUCGCUUAUGUUGUGGGGUUCAGUGUCACUACAGCUUUUUCUCAUUUAUGCCUGACUUGUUACCCCCUCUUACUUGUUCGCGGCCCGCACAACAAGGAGCAAAAGAGAGCUUUGAC